GGGGAUUGGAUUCCUUCCUUCGCUGGGAGCCCCUCACUCUCCGCUCCUCAGCGCGGAGGCCGGGGCUGCGGUGCGGCCCCUUCGUCUCCCGGGGCGGGGACCCCAGCCUCUCUGGGGGCCUCUCUUCGGAGGCCAGCGGCGUGGAAUGUGGGGGUUUUCCUCCGGGCUUCCCCCUCGCUGCCGGGGGUAUGUGUCUGCACCGUGGGGGUGGCGUAGGGGCGCUUUGUGCAAAAUACCCCCUUUCCCCCGCGGUGCUGGAGUCGGGGUUCGGGUAUGGAGGCGCUACUCGGCGUCGGGGUAUCUUGUGGGCUUGCGGAGAGACCCCCUCACGGUUAAAACAUUCCUGGAGUGCCGCCUGCCUGCCCGGGAGUAUCUGUUGCUGCUUUCCAAAACCGCGAGGUUGCCCCGGAGGAGAGUCGUGGGGGGAGGGGGUGUUCUUGGUUUGUUUCUGAUGGAAGCUUCGCGUUUCGAACCCUGUCGUAGACGCUGAGAUGUUUGAUACCGGGUGUCGCCAGGGAGCGGUAGUGCCGGUUGUCAGGAUCUUUACCCUCCUAUAGAAGUAGCCGCCUUGUUUCCUUCCGGAGAUACUGUUAGUAAAAAUUCGUCUUUCAAACUUCGAGAUUCAUUCCGAUUAUUUGCCCGUUAAGACCAUAAUGGCUUUAUAGUCUUAUCUCCUUCAAACCUUUUUGACAAUGUCUCAGGCUGUGCAGACAAACGGAACUCAACCAUUAAGCAAAACAUGGGAACUCAGUUUAUAUGAAUUACAACGAACACCUCAGGAGGCAAUAACAGAUGGCUUGGAAAUUGUGGUUUCACCCCGAAGUCUACACAGUGAAUUAAUGUGCCCAAUUUGUUUGGAUAUGUUGAAGAACACCAUGACUACAAAGGAGUGUUUACAUCGUUUUUGUGCAGACUGCAUUAUCACAGCCCUCAGAAGUGGCAAUAAAGAAUGCCCUACCUGUCGGAAAAAGCUAGUUUCUAAAAGAUCACUAAGGCCAGACCCAAACUUUGAUGCACUCAUCAGCAAAAUUUAUCCAAGUCGUGAUGAGUAUGAAGCUCAUCAAGAGAGGGUAUUAGCCAGGAUCAACAAGCACAAUAACCAGCAAGCACUCAGUCACAGCAUUGAGGAAGGACUGAAGAUACAGGCCAUGAACAGAUUACAGCGAGGCAAGAAACAACAGAUUGAAAAUGGUAGUGGAGCAGAAGACAAUGGUGACAGUUCUCACUGUAGUAAUGCAUCCACACACAGUAAUCAGGAAGCAGGACCUAGUAACAAACGGACCAAAACAUCUGAUGAUUCCGGGCUUGAGCUUGAUAAUAACAAUGCAACAGUGGCAAUUGAUCCAGUAAUGGAUGGUGCUAGUGAAAUUGAAUUAGUAUUCAGGCCUCAUCCUACACUAAUGGAAAAAGAUGAUAGUGCACAGACAAGAUACAUAAAGACUUCAGGUAAUGCCACUGUUGAUCACUUAUCCAAGUAUCUGGCUGUGAGGUUAGCUUUGGAAGAACUUCGAAGCAAAGGAGAAUCAAACCAGAUGAACCUUGAUACAGCCAGUGAGAAGCAGUAUACCAUUUACAUAGCAACAGCCAGUGGGCAGUUCACUGUAUUAAAUGGCUCUUUUUCUUUGGAAUUGGUCAGUGAGAAAUACUGGAAAGUGAACAAACCCAUGGAACUUUAUUAUGCACCCACAAAGGAGCACAAAUGAGCUUUUACUAAAACCAAGUCUGAGAAUGAACUUUUUUUAUAGCCUAUUUCUUUAAUAUUAAAGAUGUAACGUCUUUACUUUUAUGGACAGAA
This is a messenger RNA of Panthera uncia (snow leopard), 1795 nucleotides long. It is a transcript of the gene RNF2, whose product is annotated as ring finger protein 2. Gene Ontology annotation, cellular component: PcG protein complex; ubiquitin ligase complex. The transcript has 7 exons. Gene Ontology annotation, molecular function: chromatin binding; ubiquitin protein ligase activity. The record is from RefSeq and is a predicted model, not a curated record. NCBI's taxonomy places the organism in Eukaryota, Metazoa, Chordata, Mammalia, Carnivora, Felidae. The coding region runs from base 693 to 1703 and encodes 336 amino acids.